Penicillium daleae is the source of this 1500-nucleotide messenger RNA. RefSeq lists its product as uncharacterized. The transcript is spliced from 9 exons. Gene Ontology annotation, biological process: transmembrane transport; carbohydrate transport. Gene Ontology annotation, cellular component: membrane. The record is from RefSeq and is a predicted model, not a curated record. Gene Ontology annotation, molecular function: carbohydrate:proton symporter activity. NCBI's taxonomy places the organism in Eukaryota, Fungi, Ascomycota, Eurotiomycetes, Eurotiales, Aspergillaceae. The coding region runs from base 1 to 1500 and encodes 499 amino acids.
AUGUUUGAAGAGCAUAUUCAAGGCAAGGCACUGCGUCGCCUUGCUCGGUUCAGUUGCUCUGUGGGUUUUCUGAUCGAGGGCUACCAAGCAGGCGUUCUCGGCGGCGUACAAGAGACGAAGCCAUUUCAAAAUGCCAUUGGGAAUCCAACGGGAACGGAGACGAUUCCCAUGAUUGCGUCCUCGUAUACCCUGGCAGCGGCAUUCAUGUCAUGCGUCGUCAUGCUCAUUGGAAUGCCUCUUGGUCGACGUAGGUGCAUCAUUAUCGGGAAUGCGUUUAUUGCGGUUGGCGGCGUUAUACAAGCAGCAUCGUUCUCGGUUCCCCAGAUUAUCGUGGCUCGAGUUCUUUGUGGAUUUGGUAUUGCAUUCAUCACUUGCAAUGUGCCGAUGUACAUGUCUGAAAUGAGUGUCGAAGCGCGAGGACGUGGACCCGAGGUUGCCAUAAACUGCUCGUCCUUGCUAUUUGGCGUUGCCCUAUCCUACUGGAUAACAUUUGGUUUUACUCGGAUGACGAACCAAAUCUCAUGGCGCAUGCCGAUCGCCUUCCAAACUAUAUUUGCUGUUCUUUCCGGCGUAUCAAUGGUCUUCCUACCAGACACCCCUCGGUGGUACUAUGCCCGCGAUAACAUCCCCGAGGGCGACAAAACCCUCUCCCGAAUCUUCGGCGUCUACCGCAAGGGCGUCACCAAUCACGGCAACGUUCCGGAAAUCCAAGUCGUGAAACAAACCAUCAUGGAGAACUUCCACGUCGAAGAAGAAUCUAGUAACCGCUUGACCCUCCUGAGUCUUAUCUGGGACAACACUCCACUCCGUGUCGGACGACGAGUGCGAAUUUCUUUCCUGAUUCUCGCCAUUCAGCAGUCAAUGGGGAUCAAUAUGUUGGUCUACUACAUGACGCUCAUAUUUACGAAUGUCGGUCUGUCGGACUUCCUCGCGUCUUUGUUGGCGGCUCUGUCUUUGACUGUGCAAUGGGUUGGUUCGGUGUUGUGCGUGGUCACCAUUGAGCGAAUCGGUCGUCGCCGGAUUAUGAUGUGGACCGCGUGUAUAGAGACAUGCUGCAUGCUCAUUUUCGUGGUCUUGAAUACCCUCCAGCACAAGACUGUCUCGACGCAAUGGGCUGCAGCGAUGAUAAUGUUCCCUUAUAUGUUCUUUUAUGGAUGGGGAUGGGUGGGUUGUCCAUGGCUUUACGGGCCAGAGAUUGCCCCUCUUCGUUAUCGACAUAUUGGAUCUGCAGCCGGACUUCUUGGAGUGUGGCUGUUUACUUUUCUCACAGUCUUUGCAGGAGGCAUUGCGUUUGAGACUAUUGGGGCGAAAAUCUGGAUUUGGCCACUUAUUUUCAACGCCAUCGCUUUCCUCUUCGUGUACUUCAUGUGCCCUGAUCCGACCAACAAAACACUUGAAGAGGUCGAUGCACUUUUCGCUAAGGAUGAAGCCGUUCUCCACCGCCUCAACCACGUUGUCGAAGAGAAGCCAAACGUGCAGGAAAUUGAAGAAUCUACUUAG